Messenger RNA from Myotis myotis, 8810 nucleotides. RefSeq names its product transforming acidic coiled-coil containing protein 2 (gene TACC2). The record is from RefSeq and is a predicted model, not a curated record. The transcript is spliced from 22 exons. NCBI's taxonomy places the organism in Eukaryota, Metazoa, Chordata, Mammalia, Chiroptera, Vespertilionidae. Gene Ontology annotation, biological process: mitotic spindle organization; cerebral cortex development; cell population proliferation. The coding region runs from base 269 to 8323 and encodes 2684 amino acids. Gene Ontology annotation, cellular component: cytoplasm.
UGCCCCGUCCUCCUCCCUCGGGCAGAGCUUUCUGGAAAGCCGCCGCCAGGCCAGGCCAGGCCGGGGUCAGAUUGCUGGCGGCCGCUGCCUCCCAGGCCCGCGUCCCAGCCACAAGCCCGUGCACAUUUAUAGCAGCUUCCAUGUGAUCCGGGCAGACGAAGGGCGAGGGCAGCCCGGAGCGCCGGCAUCCGGAGAGCCUUCCUGCUCCCCCCCAGGGGCCCCGGCGCCUCUGCUAAACCCCGCGGGACGCUGGGCACCGGGACUGGCCAUGGGCAACGAGCAGAGCGCCUCGGAGAGCCAGAGGACCUCAUCAGCGCCGAGUCCGGGGUCCCUGCAGCCCCCCGGGACCAGUCAGAGCGCGAAGAGGAAGCCGGAGGAACAGCCCAGGAGCGCGGGCCACGGAGACGCGCCCAGCGUCACGCAAGGAGCCGCCUGCACCGCUUCUGAGGGUGCGGCCGGCCUGGAUCCAGGCAUCGUGUCCCCGGAGGUGACUGAGCCAAGGAAGCACCCACAGAAAGCCGGGGGCCCAGCCGGCUCUCCACUGCCCAGCCCGCCAGCGCCCCGGGAGCCCGAGAGCACCCCCAGCUCCAUGCCCGGAGCCGAGGACCCCCCUGAAGUUUACUCCGUCAGCCCCCCCGCAGCGCCUGAGGACUGGCCCCUCGUCCAGCCCCUCGCUCAGCGCUCCGGGAGGCAGCCUUCUCCAGGGGCCCAGGGAGACGCCCUGGCAUCGCUCGCCCCUCCUGGGGGCUGCCCUGUCCAGCGCACGGUGGCUGCCUCUGGCCCCCGGGCUGGAGGAGUGGGAGCCCUGAAGGAAGAGGGGCCGGAGUCAGCCUCCUUCAGGUCCAGGGAUCAGGCGCCAGGACUUUCGCCAGCACCUCCCGGAGGGCGGAUGGAGGCAGCGCUGGGCGGGGAGGCCGGCCGGCCCCGGGGUGUCCAGUCCCAGAGGGAAGAGGCUGCAGGUGAUCUCACUCCGCCAGCCUCCGGGCGGGGGGCCGCUUCUGUCCAGGUGCCCCCCACGAGCCCCCCUGCAGCCCCGUCCGGCCAGGGGAGCUCAGCGGGCCUGGAGCAGUGCCCCCCGAGGCCUGAGCCCCCCAGCCCCCAGGAGCCAGCCUCCAGCACCCCUGGCGGAGGGAGCUGCUCAGCAGAGAGGCCGCGCCCGGAUUUCGUCGCGGACUUGGGGGCCUGCCGUCCCACGGGGAGCAUCUCCGGGGCUGCCCCCCAGGAAAGCCGCCAGGACCCGCCGCCUCCUGCCCUGGGGCCAGGAACCGGGGGCUCUGGGACGGAGACUGUAGAUGCCAGCGACUCUCAGUGCCCCUCGAAGACACGGGUGCCGGGAGCCAAGCCCAGUGAUGCCGUCGGCAUGGCGGCAGGGGGCCCUCCCGAGGGGGCUCUGCCCGUGGGCAUCCAGGAGCCACGACCCGCUGCCCUGCCCGCCGCUCAGGCCCCUGUGGCCGCAGAAGAACCCGGCCGGCUGGCCCGGGAGACGGUGUCCGGCCCCGAGGUGGCCGUGCUUACAGAUUCGGCCAAAGAACCGGCAGAUGUGUGGUUGGCCAGACAGGAGCGCCCGUCAGAUCUCAGAGGUGUGGGAGACGGCCCUGCCCGUGCGCCCCAGGAGAGCGGGCAGCCCUGGGACACGGAGCCGAGCCACCACGUCCAGCAGGGGGUGCCGCCCCCUCCCCCCAGCACAUCGGACGAAGGCGCCAGCCAGUCACGGUGGCCACAGGAUGAGGCCCAGGCCCCUGACGGCCCAGGUGGGGCAGAGCAGGGAAGCCAACCACCCAGGGCUGGUCCGGGGGGAGAGGAGCAGGGCCCAGAGCCUCCCGGCGGGGCAGAGCCUGGGGACCUGGGGGGACAGCAGCCCCAGGCCCUCGGCCACAGGCCUGACCCAGAGACGGACAAAGAGGAGGCUUCCCAGGUGACCAGUGACGGGAGCCAGAGGGGGGCCGGGGACUUGCUCAUUCCGGGACACGAUCAGCAGGACAGCCCGGGGCACCCAGGACCAGCAGCUGUGCCCCCGGGAGCCCCCCUCCAGCCAGGCCGGCCGGGGCCAGACGCCGCUGCCUCUGAGGUGCCCGGGGAGCAGGCGCGGCCGUGUGAACGUGAGCGCGAGGCCUCUCUGCGUGAUCCAGGCCCUGCGGACGCUCCCCAAGUCCCCGCGCCCCGGGCACCGCGGGAGGAUGCAAGCUUGCCCACCCGCGGAGGAGAGGGGCCGGCCUCCACAUCGGAGCGUCAGCGUGGGCUCCCCGAGGGCAGGCUGCCUGGUGCCCCGAGUUCAGGCCCCGGGGACUCCGAGCCGGAGAGCCCAGUGACGGAGCGGUCAGAGCUGCCCGCGCUCGGGGGGCCUGGGCCAGAGGCGGCGGGCAGUGCCAGCCAGCCCUCCGGGGCCCUGCUUCCUGCAGCGGACCCCCCACAGGCCUCGCCCCUGGCAGGGGGCCCGGGCACCGAGGAGAGCCGUGCUGGGCAGGGCCCCCCCGGGUCCCAGCAGGAGCCUGGAGCGCGGGAGGCCGGCGGCCAGCGUGGAGCAGCGUGUCCGGGCGACGCGGGCGAGUCUGAAGCCGCAGAGGCUUGGCCUCCGGGUCAGGGUGUGGGCACAACGCAGGGGGCAAGUGGGAACACGGCGGGGGCCCCGCCCCGCGGGCCUGACUCAGGAGCUCCGGGGGGUGCAGCUCGCUGCCUGCCCGCCCCGGCGCCCGCCAGCCCCGGCCUCACAGCCACAGGGGGUGCCCCGGAGAGGGAGGCGGGGGGUGAACCCCGGGAAGGCGCCUCCCAGCCAGCGCCCGCCCCGCGGGAGGAGAUGGACGCAGGGGCCCCGGACCGUCUCGGACGUCGCCCACCCGCGGAGGAGCGGGGUGUGGGGGGUGCGGCUGCCCGGGCCGCUGAGGACGCUGACGGAGGGGACCUGGGCGUGCAGCCGCCUCCAGACCAGCCAGGAGGAGGCACUCUGAGCAGUGGCAUCCGUCAGCCCGAGCAGCGGCCCUGCCCCGGGGAGCAGGCUCCCGCCCCUGCUCCGGGCGAAGCCGGCCACACCGAGCUGCCCUCUGCCAGCACCGUGGGCACUCUCCCAGCCCAGGUGGACACUAUCUCUGCCAGCACCGUGGACACUCCUCCAGCCCAGGUGGACACUUCCACAGCCCAGGUGGGCACUCCUCCAGCCCAGGUGGACACUCCUCCAGCCCAGGUGGACACUUCCACAGCCCAGGUGGGCACUCCUCCAGCCCAGGUGGACACUCCUCCAGCCCAGGUGGACACUUCCACAGCCCAGGUGGGCACUCCUCCAGCCCAGGUGGACACUAUCUCUGCCAGCACCGUGGACACUCCUCCAGCCCAGGUGGACACUAUCUCUGCCAGCACCGUGGACACUCCUCCAGCCCAGGUGGACACUAUCUCUGCCAGCACCGUGGACACUCCUCCAGCCCAGGUGGACACUAUCUCUGCCAGCACCGUGGACACUCCUCCAGCCCAGGUGGACACUCCUCCAUCCCAGGUGGGCACUCCCACAGCCCAAGUGGACACUCCUCCAGCCCAGGUGGACACUUCCACAGCCCAGGUGGGCACUCCUCCAGCCCAGGUGGACACUAUCUCUGCCAGCACCGUGGACACUCCUACAGCCCAGGUAGAUACUCCCGCGGCCCAGGCUGUUCCCGACCUGGAGAGGCUCCUGCCCUCUGGGCCCCUGGUGGAGGCUGCCCGGGACACCCCUUACCUGCAUAUAGAUGGCGCCCCCAGGAAAGGGGCAGAAGAUGGUCCCAGAGGUGAAGGCCCUGGCCCCCUGGGGGAGCCCCCGUUUGCCUCGGGAAAUGCCACCUCGGCCUCCGGGAUGCUGGCUGCCGGCCACCUCGCCUCCCUCUCGCAGCCCGGAGCUGCCCGUGGCGACGUCCCUGUGGCUGGGGCCUCUGAGGGGCCCGGGGACCCUGUGCCCUACCUGGACAGCACGCCGCUUCCGGCCGGUGGCGAGCAGGUGACAGGGGGGGAGGAAGCUGCACCUGGAGCCGGCCCCCGGGCCCCCGAGGUCCCUGUAGGCCCUGGCAGUGAGCGGGGCCCGGAGCGCAGCGGGGACAGGACGGGGGAACCCCCCCAGGACCCCGACAGGGGCACCUCGGGUGGCGUGGACGCCAGCCCCAGGCAGAGCGGCCCCAUCGCUGGGUUCUCCGACUUCCGGGAGCACAUCACCAAGAUCUUUGAGACGUCGGUGCGCGGAGCCCUGGCCGACCGGCCCCAGCGCGCACCUGCACCCGGAGAGAAGGUGGGGGCCCCCAGGAGUGUGGGGGGCAAGGACCUCGACGGGCCGCUGAGCCCAGGGAAGCUUCCAGACGGGACUCCAGCCGUGGCCGCCGCCCCUGUGCCCGCCCCACCCACCGGCCUCCGCGUGGACGCAGAGCCGGGCGGGGGGCAGGACCCGCCAGGUGCCCAGGCGGGCGAGGUCGUGGCUGGGGGCCCCCCGGUGCCGAAGGACAGCGAGCAGCCGGAGGGGGCCCGGGGGGCUGGGCUGGGGCGGGGAGGCCAGACCCACUCGCGCUCCCUGCGGGGCAGCGGCCGGCAGGAGGCGGCUUCAGGUCCUUCCUCGCCAGAGGCGCCCGUGGAGAAAGCGGCUGGCGCACAGGCGGCCGCCCGGAGCCACCGGGAAGCGGACUCGGUUCCAGACGACAGAAUUCCUUCAGGAGAACAGCACCGGGGCGCGUGCGCCAGCCGCCGGCCACCCCAGGCAGAGGGCGCCGGGGGCCCUGCCCCCCCAGCAGCUCCCGGGGACGUGCCCGCAUCCACCUCUGCCCUGGGGGCCCCUUCUCCCAGUGGGGAUGCUCUGACGGGGGCCGAGGCCGCCCCUGAGCCCUGCCCGCCUGGCACACUUGUGGGCGAGGGGCAUGGAGGGGCUGCUGGGAUCUCAGAGACACAGAAGGCCCCGGGGCCCGGCCUGGCCGCAGGAGGUGCCAGGGAAGCAGAGGGUGACGUCGCUCUGAGCACAGCUGAGACCGGGGCCCGUGCGCCUGGUGACCCUCCGGGGGCAGGUGCCAUGAAGAUGCCCUCUGCGGUGGCUGCCGCCUGGGGACCGCCAGGGGACCAGGGGGGCCCGGGCAGCUCCGAGGGGCCCCAGCAGCCCACGCCCCAGCUGCCCACUCCCCCGGCGGCCAGGAAGGCAGGCGUCGCCUCACCUCCAGGACCUGAAGAAGCUGGGGACCCCCGCCUGGUCCCAGAGGCCUCCCGCGAGGAGAGCACCUCCCCGGCCGCUGCCCGUGCUGCUCGCCCGCCCCCGGCCUCAGCGCCCUCAGGACCUGCGUCUCCGCCUCCCGCCGCGGCUGGUGAUGGAGUAGAAGCCUCUGCAGGGGCCUGCCAGGCGGCAGCCAAGGACCUGGGCAGGAGCUCUGACUCGGAAGAAGCCUUUGAGACCCCAGAGUCGACGACCCCUGUCAAGGCCCCCCCGGCCCCGCCCCCGCCGCCCCCCGAGGUCGUCCCGGAGCCUGAGGUCAGCGCGCCCCCCUCCCCGGAAGAACCAGGCGGCGCCGAGCCGGCCCCCGGCCCCGAUGGCCCGUGCGGCGCCCCCGCGGAAGGCAGCCCGCUCCGCCCGCCCGCCCACUCCUGCUCCGCCGUCUUCGACGAGGACAAGCCCAUAGCCAGCAGCGGGGCCUACAACCUGGACUUCGACAGCAUCGAGCUGGUCGGCCACCCCCGGACCUCGGAGCCUCGGCCCUCGGACGCGCGGACGAGGUCCCCCGACGCCGGGGCCCCCGCCAGGGCCGCGCUGCCCCGCUCCCUCAGCCUGCAGGCCUGCGACCUCGAUGGUGCUUCCUGCGCGGGCGACGCUGAGGCCGCGGCCCCGGCCCCCGAAGCGAGCAGCCUGGGUCCGGGCAGCGACUCUGGUUCCCUCAAGCGGACGAAGAAGCCGAGGCCGCCUUCCCUGAAGAAGAAGCAGCCCCCCAAGAAGCCCCUGGAAGCGCCCCCCGUGCGAGAGAGUCCGCCGGCGCCGGCCGAGGAGAGCCCCGGGCCCAGCGAGGAGAACGGUGCCCCCGAGACAGACACGGAGUCGGCCCCCCGGGAAGCUCCUGGGCCCGCCCCCACCGAGGAGGCGCCCCUGGAACCCGCCGCCGUGCCCAAGGCCGCCGGCCCCGUGGACUCCGUGGGCACAGACGGGGCCGUCCCCCCUGCAGGGGGCAGAGUGCAGAACUCACCCCCUGUUGGCAGGAAAGCGGUGCCCCCUGCCCCGGCCCCCGAGGCAGUGGGGGUGACCCCAGCAGAGAGCCGGGGCCCCGAGGACCCCCCGGCCAGAGGGCUCUCGGUGAGGCUGGAGUUUGACUAUUCGGAGGACAAGGGCAGCCGGGACAGCGCACAGGACACCGCCCCUGCCCCCAAGAAGCUGGGCAAAAAGCCAGGCGCCAAAAUGCCCCUCCGGAGGCUGAAGGUGAAGAAAGGCCCCGAGAAGCUGGACAGCACCCCGGCCUCGCCCCCCCGGUCCCCCGCGGAGCCCAGUGACAUCCCUGUCGCCAAAGGCUCCUACACCUUCGACAUCGACAAGUGGGACGACCCCAAUUUCAACCCUUUCUCUUCCACCUCGAAAAUGCAGGAGUCCCCCAAACUGCCCCCACCAUCCUACGGCUUCGCCCCCGACGCCUGCGGCGAGCCCGCCGACCCCUGUCCGGCCCCCAGCUCGCCGUCUAAGUCCCCAGCCUCCUUUGAGAUCCCCGUCGGCUCCCCCGACGCCCACGGCGUGGACGGGGACGGGCUGAGCAAGCCGGCCAAGAAGAAGAAGACGCCACUGAAGACUGACACGUUUAGGGUGAAAAAGUCGCCGAAGCGGUCCCCUCUCUCGGACCCACCCUCUCAGGACCCCACGCCCGCGGCCACGCCGGAAACGCCGCCGGUGAUCUCGGCCGUGGUCCACGCGACGGACGAGGAGAAGCUGGCCGUCACCAGCCAGAAGUGGGCGUGCAUGACGGUGGACCUGGAGGCGGACAAGCAGGACUUCCCGCAGCCCUCGGACCUGUCCUCCUUCGUCAACGAGACCAAGUUCAGCUCCCCCACCGAGGAGCUGGACUACAGGAACGCCUACGAAAUCGAGUACAUGGAGAAAAUCGGCUCCUCCUUGCCUGACGACGACGCCCCGAAGAAGCCGGCGCUGUACCUGAUGUUCGACACGUCACAGGAGAGCCCGGUCAAGUCCCCGCCCGCCCGGCUGUCGGAGUCCCCCACGCCGUGUUCCGGGUCGAGCUUCGAGGAGGCCGAAGCCCUGGUGAACACGGGGGCCAAGGUCCCCCAUCUGGUGCCCCGAGGGCUGGCCCCCGCCCAGGAGCCGCACGUGCCGGUGCCAGUGCCGGAGAAGCCCGCCCAGGAGCUGGAGGCCAGGGCCGUGGGCGCCGCCGAGGCGAUCGAAAUCGCAGCUCCGGAGGGUGCCUUUGCCUCCGCGGACGCCCUGCUCAGCAGGCUGGCCGACCCGGCCUCGCUCUGUGGCGCGCUCGACUACCUGGAACCCGACUUAGCGGAAAAGAACCCCCCGGUGUUUGCGCAGAAGCUGCAGGAGGAGCUAGAGUUUGCCAUCAUGCGGAUCGAGGCGCUGAAGCUGGCCCGGCAGAUCGCGCUGGCUGCCCGCAGCCGCCAGGACGCCAAGAGAGAAGCCGCUCACCCAGCCGAUGUCUCCAUCUCCAAGUCAGCCCUGUACUCCCGCAUCGGGGCGGCGGAGGCGGAGAAGGCCCCCGGCCUCCUGUUCCAGCCGCCGGACCUGGACGCCGCGCUGCAGGUCGCCCGGGCAGAGGUCCUCGCCAAGGAGAGAGAGGUCUCCGAGUGGAAGGAGAAGUACGAGGAGAGCCGGCGCGAGGUCCUGGAGAUGAGGAAGAUCGUGGCCGAGUACGAGAAGACCAUCGCGCAGAUGAUAGGCAAGCCCGAGGACGAGCAGCGGGAGAAGUCGGUCUCCCACCAAACGGUGCAGCAGCUGGUGCUGGAGAAGGAGCAGGCCCUGGCCGACCUGAACUCCGUGGAGAAGUCCCUGGCCGACCUCUUCCGGAGAUACGAGAAGAUGAAGGAGGUGCUGGAGGGCUUCCGCAAGAAUGAAGAGGUGCUGAAGAAGUGCGCCCAGGAGUACCUGUCCCGCGUGAAGAAGGAGGAGCAGAGGUACCAGGCCCUGAAGGUGCACGCGGAGGAGAAGCUGGACAGGGCCAACGCUGAGAUUGCCCAGGUCCGGGGCAAGGCCCAGCAGGAGCAGGCCGCCUACCAGGCCAGCCUGCGGAAGGAGCAGCUGCGGGUGGACGCCCUGGAGAGGACGCUGGAGCAGAAGAAUAAAGAGAUCGAAGAACUCACCAAGAUUUGCGAUGAACUGAUUGCCAAAAUGGGGAAAAGCUAACUUUGAACCAAACGUUUGGACUGGACUGUUGCGUGCAACAUGCCCGUCGGCACCCUGCUGUGCUCCCAGGCCGGGACAGGCACUCCCGCUGCUGCGUCCGCACGGCCUUCCCUCGCUCAGCCCGGGACGUGGUCGUCCGCAGUGCGAAGGGGCCGUCCGCAGUGCGAAGGGACCGGCGGAAUUUCUUGCUGUGGGUUUGCGUUUUUCCGGGAUCGUUCAGAGCAAGUUGACCUCGGAGUUCCCGCAUCAGGGAGGUGGUCCCCGUCUCUCACGAAGGACACAGCCUGACCUUGGCCGUGCCCUUUGACCCUGAGUUCCCAGGGCGAGUGGCUCUUGGAUCUGACAUAAGCACGUUCCGCUGCACAGGGACUCUUGCCUUAAGGAUGUAACUUCAUCUGCGUUUGCCGAUUCGUUUUAAUAAGAAAAGAACAUGCAUGUUUCGAACACAGUUCUCUAUUGUAAAUAAAAGGUUUUUCUUUGGAUCUUG